CCAUCACCAACGUGUCGUGUCUUCCAAGCCCUGACUCCCCCGCCUAGGUUUCCUCCGCCGCCGGAGACCGACUCGACUCGAUGGCCACUGCUCCGGACUUCAACCGGGAGCCGUGCCCAGACCGCAUCUUAGAGGACCUCGGCACGAGCUUCGGGAUAGGCGCCGUGGGCGGCUCCGCCUACCACUUCGUCAGGGGCCUCUACAACUCCCCCAAUGGCCACCGCCUCGCCGGCGGCGCCACCGCCAUCCGCAUGAACGCGCCGCGCGUCGGCGGCAGCUUCGCCGUCUGGGGCGGCCUCUUCUCCGUCUUCGACUGCGGCAUGGUCUAUGCGCGCCAGAAGGAGGACCCCUGGAACUCCAUCGCGGCCGCCGCCGCCGCGGGGGGCGUGCUCUCCCUGCGCCAGGGCCUCCUCGCCACCGGGAGAGCCGCGGCCGCCGGCGCUGCGUUCCUCGCGCUCAUCGAGGGCGCCGGGAUCAUGAUCAACCGCGUCGUUGCCGCCGCACCGCCGCCCCCGGAGGUCAUGGACAUGCCACAGGACCCUGGACAGCACGCGCCCGCUGGUGGCUUUCCGCCGGCGCCACCGAUCGGGGUUCAGGAGCUCCCGGUCCCUGCAGAGUCUGGCCCUACUGGGUGGUUUUCCGGUUUGUUCGGGCGGAAGCAGGACUCCAAUGUUGCUGCCAAGUCGGGGGUGUUGGAGAUAGAUUUGCCCAGCACGGCCGUUCCCUCCUUCGAUUACAAGUGAAAAAGGGUCAGAUCAUCUUGCCACUGAUGAAUGAGAGCGGCAUCAGAAGCUUCAAAUGACGAUAGUAGAUAGUAUCACAAAAUUAAACAUACGCUUGAGUUCCAAGAUUCGAUUUUGUUUGAUCAAAUUCGCUAGAAUCAAAUAAAAUGUUGGCCGCAGGCAUCUAAGUUGAAUAUAACUUGAUGAGCCUUUUACUUAUAUUAUUAUAGUAGUGGUAAGCUGUCUCGAGAGCAAAUUAAAGCAGCUUGAGAUGUGUUUAUUCCUUGUGUGCAGCAGCAGUGGUCCAAUAUAAUUUUGAAGUGGGAAAUUCAAUUGAGAUUCAGGGGCU
Phragmites australis (common reed) is the source of this 1071-nucleotide messenger RNA. RefSeq names its product mitochondrial import inner membrane translocase subunit TIM17-3-like. The record is from RefSeq and is a predicted model, not a curated record. Gene Ontology annotation, molecular function: transmembrane protein transporter activity. Bases 81 to 743 code for a protein of 220 amino acids. Gene Ontology annotation, cellular component: mitochondrial inner membrane; TIM23 mitochondrial import inner membrane translocase complex. The transcript is spliced from 2 exons. NCBI's taxonomy places the organism in Eukaryota, Viridiplantae, Streptophyta, Magnoliopsida, Poales, Poaceae. Gene Ontology annotation, biological process: protein import into mitochondrial matrix.